CACACAAUUGACAUAAAUUUACAAGAGAGUGGAGUAUUAUAUAUGAGCAGCACACAAUUGUUUAAUAAUUGGGUUAACAAUGAAUUUGGUGGUCCAACAAUCACCUCCAAUUUUGCUUCCCUCAAAACCCAGGGGGGUGCCUGUGAAAGUGGUGUCUGCCUGCUGCACUGAAUGUCCUAUAUCUAGUAAGGUUGAGGUUAAACAUGUCAUUUCAGGUCUUGCAGCAUCGAUCCUAUAUCUCUCUCAAAGUAACCUGGCUUUUGCAGCAGAUCUUCCUCAUUACAACAGUGUGUUCCAACUUGCAAAUGCCGCAGACAGCAUGCCAACACUUCCUUUGGAGAAGGGAAAUGAUGGUGUAGGUGGAAAGCUGAUGAUGAUGCGAGGCAUGACAGCAAAAGACUUUGAUCCAAUCAGGUAUUCUGGAAGAUGGUUCGAAGUAGCUUCACUUAAACGUGGAUUUGCUGGACAAGGUCAAGAAGAUUGCCACUGCACCCAGGGCAUUUACACUGUUGAUAUGAAGGCACCUGCUCUCCAAGUAGACACAUUUUGCGUUCACGGAGGACCCGAUGGCUUCAUCACAGGCAUAAGGGGAAGGGUUCAAUGCCUUACUGAGGAGGAUAAGGAGAAAGAUGAGACUGAUCUAGAAAGGCAAGAAAUGAUCAGGGAGAAGUGUUACCUUAAGUUUCCUACACUACCAUUCAUCCCCAAGGAACCUUAUGAUGUGAUUGCAACUGAUUAUGACAACUUCGCAUUGGUUUCUGGAGCUAAAGAUAAAAGCUUCGUUCAGAUAUACUCGAGGACGCCUAAUCCAGGACCACAAUUUAUCGAGAAGUACAAAAACUAUUUAGCAAGUUUCGGAUAUGAUCUGAGCAAAAUCAAAGACACUCCACAAGACUGUGAGGUUAAGUCUACUAGUCAGCUAUCAGCAAUGAUGUCCAUGCCCGCAAUGCAACAAGCUCUAAACAACCAAUUUCCUGAUUUAGAGUUGAGGCGCGCUGUUCAAUUCAACCCAUUCACAAGCGUUUUCGAAACUCUCAAGAAGCUUGUUGAGCUUUAUUUCAAGUAAUGAAGCCAUUUGAGUUUUAUGAUACAUACAUAUAUAUAUAUAUUGCUUGUGUAGUGCAUAGUUCUUGUGACUAUUGGGUGUAACACUUGAUAAUAAUGCACAUUGAAAUAAAAAUUCAAUUACGAAUGA
Molecule: messenger RNA, 1195 nt
Organism: Solanum dulcamara
Lineage: Eukaryota; Viridiplantae; Streptophyta; Magnoliopsida; Solanales; Solanaceae
Product: chloroplastic lipocalin
Exons: 5
Coding region: 80-1066 (328 amino acids)
Molecular function (GO): small molecule binding
Source: RefSeq, a predicted model, not a curated record